Messenger RNA from Balearica regulorum gibbericeps (East African grey crowned-crane), 714 nucleotides. NCBI's taxonomy places the organism in Eukaryota, Metazoa, Chordata, Aves, Gruiformes, Gruidae. The record is from RefSeq and is a predicted model, not a curated record.
UGCUGGGAACCUGGUGAUGCUGUAACAUGCCUUGACAGGCAAUAUGAACACAAGGGCAGGUGCUGUAACCGCUGUCAGCCAGGGGAAAAGCUGGUCUCCGAAUGCAGUGGCACAGAACACUCGGUCUGUGUCCACUGUGAGAGUGGACACUAUCAGCAGAGCUGGACCAAGGAGAGGCACUGUGCCCCCCACGAUAUCUGUGAAGACAAUGCUGGCCUCAUCGUGAAGACACAAGGAAAUGCAACGCACAACACUGUGUGUGAGUGCCGGGCUGGCAUGCACUGCUCUGACACCAGCUGCCAGACCUGCGUGGAGAACCAGCCCUGCCAGCAUGGCUUCGGCUUCGUGGCAGCCAAGGCCCUGGCCCGGAUGUCAUCCCCCUGUGAGCCCUGUGCAGAAGGCACCUUCUCCAAUGUCUCUUCUAAAACUGAGCCAUGCUAUCCCUGGACAAGCUGUGAGGAAAAGGGACUGGUGGUGAAGGCAAAAGGGACGAGCACCUCAGAUGUGAUCUGCGAGUCAAGCAAGCGCUCCUCACUGUCGGUGCUGAUCCCCAUCAUGGCUGCAGUCGUCACAUGCCUCGUGGGCAUCUGCAUCUACUGCUUGGUCCACACAAAUCCCAGGCGACGGGUGCAGGAGGAGACCCUACUCAGGGGCCAGCCUGUGGCCCAGGAGGAUGGCAAGGAAAGCCGCAUCGCAGAGCAGGAGAAGCUGUGA